AACGUUUUAUAAUCUUAGCAUUUCAAAAGGAUCACUGAAGCUUUUUUGGACCACCCUGUAUACAUGGAGUGAUAAAUGAAUGCACCUCACAGUGUGCAAGAAAAUCUCAUUCGGUCACACCUACAAAAACCGAGGUUCACAAAUUUUACGCUAUCAGUACAGCUUUGUUCGCCGAACUUUGAAGAUCCGUCCAAAUUCAAAACAUUCUUAGUUAUAGCUUUAUUGAAUCGCAAUGAAGUUCAUUUUGCUACUUGCGGUUUGUAUGUUCGGCUUCUGCUCGGCUGACUACAACAAAGUACAACUCACUGAAAUCAUGCAAGUGACCAAACGGUGCUACAAGCAACUCGAUAUUUCUUACGAUUCGGAUUUGGUGGAGCGUCUUAUUUACAACAGAGAUCUACCGGAUGAUGCUAUUACAAAAAAAUUCAUCAACUGUUUCCUCACUGAAUUCAACGUAUGGGAAUCGGAGGGCGUCAUCAAUCGAGAUGUUGUGGUUAACUUUUUGGGGCGACAGUACGACCCGGUAAAGGUGCGAGCUACGGUUGAUAAGUGUCUCCGACCGGCUGGUGCCACUCCUGAAGAUAAAGCAUAUAACUAUAUUCGUUGCUUUUUUAAAAACAUUACGUACAAAAUUUAAAUGU
This is a messenger RNA of Aedes aegypti (yellow fever mosquito), 641 nucleotides long. RefSeq lists its product as uncharacterized. The coding region runs from base 233 to 637 and encodes 134 amino acids. NCBI's taxonomy places the organism in Eukaryota, Metazoa, Arthropoda, Insecta, Diptera, Culicidae. The transcript is spliced from 3 exons. Gene Ontology annotation, biological process: sensory perception of smell. Gene Ontology annotation, molecular function: odorant binding. The record is from RefSeq and is a predicted model, not a curated record.